CAAGCUCUGCUGCUGCUCGGCUCGGCUCGGCUCAGCUCAGCGAGCUGGUGUUAUUUUAAACCAGACACCAUCAUGGCAGCAGCACGGAGCAGCCCCACGCAGCUCCGCGAGGACCCACCCUCCUACAACCCGUGAAAACAAACAAACAAACGCUUCUGUCUGUGGAGAACCAGACUCUGUGGGGUUUUUCCCCCGUCGUCGAGCCUCAGAUGUCGCUCCCGGUGGUGCUGCCGGGGUCUUGCUGUCCGGUUCUCGGAGGUCCGCAGCUCUCUGAGCCGUCUUUCCGAAACCGACCCCGCGGUUUAUCUGCCGCCUCUUCCCGGAUAACCGGCGGCUCCGGCGGCGCCUCUCGGCUGCUGCUGCCCGGCCGGCCGCUGCUCUCGCUGGGCUUGUUGCAGCUGCUGCUCGGCGGCUCUAUGGUGGCGCUGUGCUUCGGAGCUCUGUCCCUCAGCAACUCACCACCCAUCCGAAACUCAUGUCCCUUCUGGGCUGGAUCCUCGGUCAUUCUGUCUGGCAUCGUAGGCCUCACAACAUGGAGAAGGCCCAUGCUGUUACUGGUCAAUAUGUUUGUCCUGCUGUCUGUGGUGUGUGUGCUCCUUAAUCUGGCUGGAUUCAUCCUUUGCUGCCAGGGAGCCCAGCUGGUUUCCAGUAUGACCAGCUGCCAACUGAGUGAGGCUGGAGAUGUGUGUUACUGCUGCUCCCUCUCACCCAGCUCCAAAUGUCCCGAGGAGAAGCUGCUGGAGCUCCACCCUGCCCACUCCUGCAGCACCAUGAGGAUCCUGCUCAAGAAAGUGUUGUUUGCACUGUGUGCCCUGAACGCUCUCACCACAGCCGUGUGCCUUAUGGCAGCUGCCCUGAGAUACCUGCAGAUCUUCACCGCAAGAACACCCUGCAUGGACGAGCACAGGGCCACAGUGGAAGAAAGGGAGGAUCCUGCUCAGGUCCCAGACCCUGAUGAGUUUGUGGCCCCAGCCCCUCCCCCCUCCUACUUCUCCACUUUCUACUCCUACACACCUCGCCUGGCUCGCCGGAUCCUUGGGGACAGUGUGAUCCCUCUCCCUCAUAUCUACGGGGCUCGGAUCAAAGGGGUGGAGGUCUUCUGUCCUCUGGACCCCCCACCUCCAUAUGAGGUUGUCGCUGGAAGCUCCACCGACGCAGUCACACAGGAGACAGAGAUUGCUUUGACAGAGUUGACUACGAACCCGACUGACUCUCCACCAGGAGCCUCCGUUCGAGACGGCAGUUCCCAAAUGGCAUCGGCAUCACCAGGCGUCCUUCCGCAAGCCAAGCCUCAGCUCCAACCCCAGCUCCAGCGUCAGUCCCAGCCCCAGCUCCAGCCCCAGCCUCCUCCUCAGCAGCAGCAGCAGCAGCAGCAGCCCACUGCAGCACUGACCACCAGGAGGAAAGCGAGGAUCCACCGCUCCAACAGUGACCCCGUGUUGAUGGACCUCGCUGCUAAAGUGCUGAACAGCAGCGACGCUCCCCUCGCUCCCUCUCCUCAGACCACAGAUUCUUCCACCCAGACCUCCCAGCCCACGCUGGCUGCCUACACCCAGGGCCAGGUCACACUGCGACGGGGCAACACCGACAGCAGGACGCCCCGCCGGCCCCGGCCCUCCUCCAUGGUGGACUACCAGAGCUACCGGCACACACAGCAGCUGGUCAGGAAAAUCCUGGAGCAGCCGGCCGCCCAGGGCCUGGCCCCCGAGGUCCAGGAGCUGGUGGACAGCAUACGGAAUGUCCUGCAGUCAGAUCAGGAGCACAUGGAGGAGGCGGUACGCUGCGCCAGUUACAUAGAACAGGUGUUCACUGACUCCGAGAUGGGUCCCAGUCAGCCUAAACCUCCCCAGCAGCCGGCAGCCAGUUACUCCCAGACUUUCCCUCGCCCCCCCAGGAGAAGGCCCGGUCUGCUGCACCUGCAGAGCUGCGGGGACCUCAGCUCCUUCACCUGUGCCGCACUCCAGUCUGAGGAACAUCGAGGAAACAGUAGAAGAGUGGGGUCGAGGGCGGGCUCUAGAGGGGGUUCAAGGUCAGGGUCAAGGACAGGGUCCCGUCUGGAUCAUCCCGAACGCCCUCACAGUCUGAUCGGAGUCUUUAGAGAGACGGUGCUGUGAGGGGAAAACCAAUCGUAUUGAAAUUAUGUUGGAUGGCAACACAGCUGGAUGCUGUUGCUAAACUUUGAGAGAAAACUGUUAUAAUCCAACCAAGUUGGAAGUGUGUGUGUGUGUGUGUGUGCGCAGAUGAGUGUGUAUGAGUGCAGUUUUUAAACAAAAAAAACAACCUUUUUGCUCUGCUGAUACUGUUUUUGUGACAAUUUAUUUGUGAAAUCAACAAAAUGUGGGCACCUUAUAUUGAAAGAUAGUACCCAGCAUUCAAAGUUUUGUAUGCUUUGAGAUUUUAAUAUUGUAAUAUGUUUGCAUUUGUUCCAGUCAACUCAAUAAUACGACGGCAUAUUAGGGCCAUUGUAGCCGGGGGAGGUAAUAUUACAAGAAAGAACUCAGAAUUGCAAUCGGCGGCUCAUAUUACUGUCGGUGGCAUAUGUGGUGUGCUGAGGUUGAUCCAACCUUGCAAAGUGAAGCGAUGUGGUUCCUAAACAAACACGCCCACUAUUUUUCAUUACCACAGCUUUGCACUGCACUGUUUUUCCUCGUUUGUUUUUUUUAUCGUAAAUUUACGACUUUAUAAUCUCGUAAAUUUGUGAGUUUUUUUCUCGUAAAUUUGCCACUUUAAUCUCAGGUUAUCAAAGUUUUCUUCUCGGAAUAUUACCCCCCCUCCUCCCCCGGCUCCGUCAUCAUUAUUUUUUUUUACCUACAAUGGCCCUAAUAGGCCAUCGUACAAUACAAUAGUGUCAUGGUGUUAUUUAAUGGUCAGAUGCAUCAGCGUUUCAGAUAUUGAUAAAACAGUAAUGCUUUAUUUUAUGGGUCCAUAAUUUCUUCAUCAUUCCUAACAAGUUCCUUGGAAAGAAAUGUGGUACUAAUUAUGGGGAAAAUGGGAAUGUACUUAAUUUUAAAUCUUUUCAUGUUCAGCUGAUAUCAAUUAAUUAUAAUUUAAGUGUACCACUUGAACCACUUUAUACCUUUUAUAUUUAGUACCAAGUUGUACAGUUCUUUCCAGGAAACUUAUUGGAAAUGAUUUGAAAAUUACAGACCAUUUAAUAAAGUAUUCCUAUAGAUAGUCACAGCUCACCUGGGUAGCUGGCUUGCCAGUUAGCAAACAACAAAGCUUUGGUUGUGAAAGUUAUUAUGUGAAAGAUCCACACAGAUUUAUCCAGCCACUGCAAGUGAAUUGUGGUUCUUCUUCCAAUGCAAUGAAUUGACUUUGGUACAAAAAGUUUGUGUUCUUAACGGUGGUGUGUGUGUGUGUGCACACAUCAUGUGGAGGUAGUGUUGGCAAAAGAUUCCUGUGUUGACAAUGACCGUUUCUGUCCCUGUUAAAUAAAGCCCUAAUAAAUUUGCUUUAAUUACCUUGAACACA
This is a messenger RNA of Sebastes umbrosus (honeycomb rockfish), 3474 nucleotides long. RefSeq names its product family with sequence similarity 189 member A2 (gene entrep1). The transcript has 11 exons. Bases 210 to 2114 code for a protein of 634 amino acids. Gene Ontology annotation, cellular component: membrane. The record is from RefSeq and is a predicted model, not a curated record. NCBI's taxonomy places the organism in Eukaryota, Metazoa, Chordata, Actinopteri, Perciformes, Sebastidae.